UAAUUCAUAGUGCGGGGUUCCUUGCUCUAGACUAAUUCGUGUUGCGUUUUGUCAUCUUUGUUGUCGCUCCAGCUUAAUUAAUUCCCCACAUUCCGACAAAAAAAUUAAAAUUGAAACCUUGUCCUUGCUAUCUACGGCAUACUCAUUGAUUUGUAAUGUUGCUAACAAGUUCGAUUAGGAAGACAUAGAGCUGAGGAAAUUUAUAGAAAACAGGUAUUUAGUACGUCACCAUCAUGUUCCGGUUAUCUAAGGCAACUAGCUUGCGGCUGUGGAAAUUACAGAAGGAAACCAGCACUGUUUGCCUGACACCACAAGCAAGGACAUUCACAGUCAGUCGUCCACAUGCCAAGGCACCGCCGUCAAUGCCGGCCAUUGCUGCCAUGCCUGAUACAGACUUCAAACCGGCAGAAUACAAGGGCAUGUCUUACGAGAAAGCCAGAGAGGUUCGGACUUCCCUCAUCAACCCAGCGAUCCUCGAGUACUACAAGAAGCCGGUCAUGUUCCACCAGGGCUACAUGCAGUGGCUGUUUGACCAGGACGGCAAACGUUACCUGGAUCUCUUCUCCGGCAUUGUGACGGUCAGUGUUGGCCACUGCCACCCUAAAGUGAACAAGGCCUUGCAUGAGCAGAUUGACAAGAUUUGGCACACCACCAACAUCUACAUGAUCCCAGCCGUCUACGAGUAUGCCGAGAAACUGGUCUCCAAAAUGCCGGGCAACCUCAAGAACGUCUAUUUUGUUAACAGCGGGACGGAAGCCAAUGAUCUAGCAGUGAAUAUGGCGCGUCUGUACACCGGUGCCUACGACAUAGUCAGCCUUAGGAAUGCCUACCAUGGUAUCAGUCCCAACUUGCUUGGUCUGACUAGCGUAGGGAGUUGGCUGUAUGAGCUCCCAGGAGGCUACGGUUAUCACAACGCCAUCAACCCAGAUCCAUUCAGGGGUCCCUGGGGCGGUAAGAACUGCCGGGAUUCACCAGUGCAGACCAUUCGAAACUGUGAUUGCGCCGCUGGACAGUGCCAUGCAAAGGACAUGUACAUUGACCAGUUGAAGGAUCUGUUUCGCCACUCGACACCAAAAAAGAUCGCUGGCAUGUUUGCUGAAAGUAUCCAGGGAGUUGGUGGUACGGUCCAGUUCCCAAAGGGUUACUUGAAGGAAGCCUUUGAACUGGUCCGGGAAAAGGGGGGAAUCUGCAUAGCAGAUGAGGUGCAGACGGGCUUCGGUCGGACCGGGGAGCACUACUGGGGUUUUGAAGCGCAUGACGUCAUGCCUGACAUUGUUACUCUGGCUAAGGGCAUUGGUAACGGGUUCCCUCUUGCGGCUGUAGUCACCACUCCAGAAAUCGCCAAGUCACUAACCAGAGCGCUGCACAUCAGUACGUUUGGAGGGAGCCCUCUAGCAGGAGCCGUUGGAAAGGCUGUUUUGGAGGUGAUUGAGGAGGAGAACACACAAGCCACUUGCCUUGAUGUCGGCACCUACACGUUGCUGGAGUUGGCCAAGCUGAGAGACGAGUUUGAGAUCGUUGGCGACGUCCGAGGCAAGGGGCUGAUGAUCGGGGUUGAGAUGGUUACCGACAAGGAAUCCAGGACGCCUCUUCCAGCCGACAAGAUGGGAGCGAUAUGGGAAGACAUGAAGGAAAUGGGCGUCCUAAUGGGCAAAGGAGGAGUCCACGCAAAUGUGUUCCGCAUCAAGCCCGCCAUGAUCGUGACCAAGGAAGACAUGGACUUUGGUGUGUCCAUCCUCAGGCAGGCCCUUCAGAACCACGUGGAGAGGACUUCUUGAAGAGGAAUCCUUGACAAGUUGGGCAUAGAUCGUCCUUGCUUGAACAUCGUUCAGGACGAUGGUAGCAGUAUCCAGUCUGGGGGAUUUCAGCACUGGGACCCGACCAAAAUCGUGUAAUGCAGAAUAUGGCGUGCAUUUGAGAAUUUCUCUGGUCCGAGUGAUGAAAUUCCAAAAAAGAGUUGAUUUGGUUCAUCUUACGGACAACACCCUCUAGUGCUGUAGGGCUUGCUCUUGCC
Molecule: messenger RNA, 2014 nt
Organism: Patiria miniata (bat star)
Lineage: Eukaryota; Metazoa; Echinodermata; Asteroidea; Valvatida; Asterinidae
Gene: agxt2
Product: alanine--glyoxylate aminotransferase 2, mitochondrial-like
Exons: 14
Coding region: 234-1778 (514 amino acids)
Biological process (GO): glyoxylate catabolic process
Cellular component (GO): mitochondrion
Molecular function (GO): pyridoxal phosphate binding; L-alanine:glyoxylate transaminase activity
Source: RefSeq, a predicted model, not a curated record